GGAAGCCUGAAAGAAAGCGGCGCCCCAUCGCGUAGCUCGCCAGCAACCUCAAUUACUGGAGCGCCGGCCUGCCCGACUUCACUCAAUACUCUUUGUUUGAGACACGGUUCGGCAGCGGAGUAUGGACGAGAGCACGGGGAAAAUCAGUGGCAAGCAUAAAGACAAGACCAGGAGCAAGAAACCGGGCAAGAAUGCGCACAAUGCUCAUGUGCACGGCAAACCCAGCAGCAGCAGCAAACACCCCCAGUACCACAAGAAGAGGCUGCAUCCGCCGGGGGAGAGUGGCAAGAAAAGAGUCGCCACGACCCCGUCCCACCCUCCUUCUUCUUCGUCGUUGUCCCGCCGUGUAGAUGACAUGCGGCUGGUCCUCGACUCCACCCCCUCUGAUGAGGAACUGGCGAAGAAGGUGCGCGAUGUCGUUUUAGAGCUAAAGGCCGUGGACCGAGCCCUGGCCGACGAAGGCACGUACCUGGGUAUCGUGGACAAGGCCGAGCUCGAGAAACGGAGGUACAUUCUGGUGAAGAGGCGCUUCGUCCUCAGGGAGGAAAGGGAGUUGGGGCAGAAACUUCGCGUCGAGGUUAAGAAAGAGGAAGAGCGCGCCGCAGCCGAGCGAAGUGAACGGCAAGCAUCCUUGUCCCCAGGGUCCAAAAGCAGCAGCGGCAACAAGAACGGCGGCAACAACAGCAGUAGCGUCACCACAGCACAACAAUCUUCCCCGCCAACCCGAGCACCAGCAGCGCCAGCAGCACAAGCACCGGCACGAGCACCAGCACCGGCACCAGCACCGGCACCGUCAUCGGCACUAGCACAAGCAUCAGCACAAGCACCAGCACCAGCAGUACCGCCAACAUCGAAACCUCGUACCAGCAUGGAUCAGCCAUCGUCCUCGAAGACCGGCGGUGGGGACAUCGGGGAGUUCAUAACAAAGAACUCGGCCGCGAUGGGGAAGAAGCUGGCCGGAGCAAGGCCUUCCUCGUCGGCGGGCUCGACCGCUGCUGGAAGAACCAGCACCUCGGCUGGCAGUGGCGUCACGGGUAAGUCUCACUAAUUCGUGUUUGGUCGAUUGCUACUGGUAAGCGACGGCCGUAACCCAACGGGCCGAAGAGAGCCUUUGUCAACGGAUGGAAACAGCCGGUUGGAGUGCGUGCAAGACCAUGUCGGAGCACACGGCGGGUGCACGCUGAAGCGAAGGCCAUUGCUUGUCUGCUCGUGUUAGGUUUGGGGCUGUUGAUCGUGUUGAAUUAACUCGGAAGUCCAUGAUAACUCGGCAGUCCAUGAUUCGAAAGGUUUUGCUCGUAUGGUGUGGUGCUGUUUGAGGUAAGCAGGAAACAUCCAUAGGGCGAUACUAGGCAAGAGCCCCGAGGAUCUGGUUGGCGUUAUCAGCAGGACAGCCUUUGCCGUAUUCGUGUCGCAUGUACAUAGAUUACUGUUAGGGGUGCCAAUCGGGCCGAUUUUGGCGGCAAAAAAGUGACCGGUCUAUUCGAGGAUUUUGGGAAAAAAGGGGCGGGCACGCGGGUUGUUGGUUAUCAGCUCAGCUCUUGAAAUCAUACCGAUCAAAGUAUACUUUUUCCUCCGUAUGUUUGUUCAAGAGUCCCUGCGUUCAGGCAGCGAUGUGGCUCUUCAUACGUUACACACAUCUGGAGACAGGUCAUCUACACGUGACUGCGGGUUCGUUUUCUACUGACGUUCAAAGGGCGGGCGAACAACACAGAAAACCCUAUGAAAUUCGGUUUGAAGGCUCACGCUCGUGGCCGCGUUUGGUGAUCGUAGAACAGCGGAUCCGCAGCGCACAGCCUCGGGUUUUCAGCGACACAACGCAAGAAACCGAACUAGAAUCGCACAAACUACCAGCGAGAACCGCAUGUCUGAAAAUGGCCAGUCAAGCACGCCAAGCACCGCGGUCGAGGUCCCCAACAAACGCAAACGCUCGGCCUUCGGCGCGGGAGGAAAAAAUCGAAUUCGUCGCAACCUCAAGAAAAACGAACGCAAAUACAUAGAGGGGGAGGGGCGGACCUUUGCCGACGCGGCCGGAGCAGCGCACACACAGCGCGCGGUCGAAAGGGGCGGUGUUGCCGUCGCGCAGAAAGCGCUGGUACAAAAGGAGCAGGAGUUGAUCGAAAGUAGACAGCGCGAGGCGGCGAGCGCCGCUGGGUGCAGCAUUGCUCAGGAGCUCGCGCGAGAGAGCACCGAGGCGCUGAAGGAGGAGAAGGCUAAGAGAGAGGAGGCAGAGCGGUCGCACUCGUGUGUGGGAACCGGGUGUUUUUGGUUCUGUCGGGGUUCUUCGGCGCGUUCUAUGUGAUU
Molecule: messenger RNA, 2301 nt
Organism: Ectocarpus sp. CCAP 1310/34
Lineage: Eukaryota; Phaeophyceae; Ectocarpales; Ectocarpaceae
Source: the annotation of a GenBank genome assembly